Austrofundulus limnaeus is the source of this 1346-nucleotide messenger RNA. RefSeq names its product muscarinic acetylcholine receptor M4. Gene Ontology annotation, biological process: G protein-coupled receptor signaling pathway, coupled to cyclic nucleotide second messenger; adenylate cyclase-inhibiting G protein-coupled acetylcholine receptor signaling pathway; chemical synaptic transmission. Gene Ontology annotation, cellular component: plasma membrane; dendrite; synapse. NCBI's taxonomy places the organism in Eukaryota, Metazoa, Chordata, Actinopteri, Cyprinodontiformes, Rivulidae. Gene Ontology annotation, molecular function: G protein-coupled serotonin receptor activity; G protein-coupled acetylcholine receptor activity. The record is from RefSeq and is a predicted model, not a curated record.
GAAAUCAGCUGUAGCUGAAGAUCCAGGGAUCAGAUCCUGAGAGGUUCACCAGAACCAGUCCAGCGGGUCGGCAGAUAUUCUGCUAACAGACGGAGUGUCGGGUCGGUGUUGGUCGCUGUGAGUCAUCGUGACAUCAUGACGCUCCUCUCUCCUCGCGCCGGUUCUCCCCGAACCCAGCUGCGGACCGAGCGGAUCCCUCCCGGUUCGGUCCAGAGGCUCACCCGCUGACAGCCCCCUGUCCGCUCGAACCGACCACCGGGAACCCGCCCCCCGGACGGAUUCCAUCAGAACCGGAGCUGACAGUCUGCGCAAAGUUCCGGUUCGGUUCGGCUCGGUUGGUUCGGGUCUGRGAUGUAAAGAUGAGUAACGAGAGCAGAGAAGUUGGAGGUUUUCAGCCUCUGUGGAACUUCAACGGGUCCUCUCUGAACCAAUCAUCUGACCUGUUCUGUAACGAGUCCAACUCUUCGUCCUCCUGUUCCCUGAGUGAGGAUGAGGAGCAGGGCGGGAAUCCAUAUAAAACCCUGGAGAUGUUCUUCAUCGCUCUGGUCACCGGCUCUCUGAGUUUUGUGACGGUCACAGGGAACAUUCUGGUCAUGCUGUCYAUCAAAGUCAACCGACACCUGCAGACCGUCAACAACUACUUCCUGUUCUCCUUGGCGUGUGCCGACCUGAUCAUCGGCGCGUUCAGCAUGAACCUCUACACGGUCUACAUCAUCGUGGGGUACUGGCCUCUGGGCCCGGUGGUCUGUGACCUGUGGCUGGCCCUGGACUAYGUGGUCUCCAAUGCCUCCGUCAUGAACUUACUGAUCAUCAGCUUCGAUCGCUACUUCUGCGUCACCAAACCCCUGACCUACCCCACCAGACGGACCACCAAGAUGGCCGGUCUGAUGAUCGCUGCGGCGUGGAUCCUCUCGUUCAUCCUGUGGGCGCCCGCCAUCUUGUUCUGGCAGUUCAUCGUUGGCCAGCGGACCGUUCCACCUGGAGAGUGUUACAUUCAGUUCCUGUCCAACCCUGCGGUGACCUUUGGGACGGCCAUCGCUGCCUUCUACCUGCCGGUGGUCAUCAUGACGGUUCUAUACGUCAACAUCUCUCUGGCCUCCAGGAGCCGAGUCUCCAAACACAAACCUGAGAAGAAGGACAAGAAGACUCCGGGCCUGUUGAAGACCCACCUGAUCAAGCAGAACAACAACAACGAGACCAGUCCUCAGGCCAGUCCACGGUCCACCCCCAAGCUCAGCAUGGACUCCACCACCACAGCCCUGGAGUCUGUGAAGAAUGGACGGGUGGAGGACCCCAAACCUGUUGACCCAGAACCUGCAGUGCACCCCAGUCCCAGACUGACCCAG